AAAAGUUAAUAUCCUUCUCUCUAUCACUCUCUCUCUUUCGUGAUGGAAGCUCAACACCUUCAUGGCAAGCCUCAAGCUGAAGGAGAAUGGUCCACAGGCUUCUGUGAUUGCUUCUCCGACUGCGGAAACAGUUGUAUCACAUGCUGGUGUCCAUGUAUUACAUUUGGCCAAGUCGCUGAGAUUGUAGAUCAAGGAUCAACCACGUGUGGUACGGCUGGAGCAAUAUACACGUUGAUAAAUUUUUUCACGGGUUGCGGAUGCCUCUACUCGUGUUUCUAUCGUGGAAAGAUGAGAGCUCAAUACAAUAUUGGAGGCAAUGAUUGUGGAGAUUGCCUUAAACAUUUCUUCUGCGAGCUCUGUGCUCUCACUCAGCAAUACCGUGAACUCAAGAACCGUGGCUACGAUAUGAAACUUGGUAUUGAUUUCUUUAUACCUGAAUUUUUCUUUUUAAUUUUGUAUUGUAAUCUCAAAAUAUUCACAUUCAUUAAAUUAAUGUGGUAUUUUAGGAUGGGCCGGCACUACAGGAAAUAA
Messenger RNA from Brassica napus (rape), 531 nucleotides. Its product is annotated as protein PLANT CADMIUM RESISTANCE 2-like. NCBI's taxonomy places the organism in Eukaryota, Viridiplantae, Streptophyta, Magnoliopsida, Brassicales, Brassicaceae. Bases 43 to 531 code for a protein of 162 amino acids. The transcript is spliced from 3 exons. The record is from RefSeq and is a predicted model, not a curated record.